Molecule: messenger RNA, 989 nt
Organism: Neofelis nebulosa (Clouded leopard)
Lineage: Eukaryota; Metazoa; Chordata; Mammalia; Carnivora; Felidae
Gene: PCGF1
Product: polycomb group ring finger 1
Exons: 9
Coding region: 110-889 (259 amino acids)
Biological process (GO): negative regulation of transcription by RNA polymerase II
Cellular component (GO): PRC1 complex
Molecular function (GO): promoter-specific chromatin binding
Source: RefSeq, a predicted model, not a curated record
GCCUUACAGAGGGUCAACGAAUCCGAAAAGACCUAAGCCCUCGUUGCUGGGCGACAAGUCCCGCCCCGCAGGCGGCACCGGAAGUGGCAGGCCGGGAUCAGCCUUUAAGAUGGCGUCUCCUCAGGGGGGCCAGAUUGCGAUCGCGAUGAGGCUUCGGAACCAGCUCCAGUCAGUGUACAAGAUGGACCCGCUACGGAACGAGGAGGAGGUCCGAGUAAAGAUCAAAGACCUGAAUGAACACAUCGUCUGCUGUCUGUGCGCCGGCUACUUCGUGGAUGCCACCACCAUCACAGAGUGUCUUCAUACUUUCUGCAAGAGUUGUAUUGUGAAGUAUCUCCAAACCAGUAAGUACUGCCCCAUGUGCAACAUCAAGAUCCACGAGACACAGCCACUGCUCAACCUCAAACUGGACCGGGUCAUGCAGGACAUCGUGUACAAGCUAGUGCCUGGCUUACAAGACAGUGAAGAGAAACGGAUUCGAGAAUUUUACCAGUCCCGAGGCUUGGACCGGGUCACCCAGCCCAGUGGGGAAGAGCCAGCCCUGAGCAACCUCGGCCUCCCUUUCAGCAGCUUCGACCACUCUAAAGCCCACUACUAUCGAUAUGAUGAGCAGCUGAGUCUAUGCCUGGAGCGCCUGAGUUCUGGGAAGGACAAGAAUAAAAGCAUCCUGCAGAACAAAUAUGUUCGAUGUUCUGUUAGAGCUGAAGUUCGUCAUCUCCGAAGGGUCCUAUGUCACCGCUUAAUGCUGAAUCCCCAGCAUGUACAGCUCCUUUUUGACAAUGAAGUUCUCCCAGAUCACAUGACCAUGAAGCAGAUAUGGCUCUCCCGCUGGUUCGGCAAGCCAUCCCCUUUGCUUUUACAAUACAGUGUGAAAGAGAAGAGGAGGUAGGGGCCAAGCCCCCACCACAUCCCUGUCCCUUUCCCUCCCCAGAUAUUUAUGUGAAAUUAACUCCGGCUUUAUUUUUUGAAAUAAAAACUUUAAAAAAACA